Messenger RNA from Alexandromys fortis (reed vole), 1953 nucleotides. Its product is annotated as leukocyte immunoglobulin-like receptor subfamily B member 3. Bases 1 to 1953 code for a protein of 650 amino acids. The record is from RefSeq and is a predicted model, not a curated record. Gene Ontology annotation, biological process: cytokine-mediated signaling pathway. Gene Ontology annotation, cellular component: plasma membrane. NCBI's taxonomy places the organism in Eukaryota, Metazoa, Chordata, Mammalia, Rodentia, Cricetidae. Gene Ontology annotation, molecular function: inhibitory MHC class I receptor activity. The transcript is spliced from 9 exons.
AUGACCUUCACCUUCAAAGCCCUGCUCUGUAUAGGACUUACUCUGAGUCUCCGGAUCCCAGUGCUGGCAGGGGCCUUCCCUAAGCCUAUUCUCAGAAUACAGCCAGACUCUGUGGUCUACAAGCAGACUAAAGUAACCUUCUUGUGUGAGGGUACAACAGAAGUCAAAGAGUACCGCCUGUAUAAAGAUGGAUACAAAUAUUUAAGGACCACAGGGAUUCCACAGAAUCCUAGGGGCAAGACAGAAUUCUCAAUCUCAAAAAUAGGCCCUGAAGAAGCAGGGAGAUACAGCUGUCAAUACAGGACCCGUCAUGGAUGGUCAGAGUACAGUGAUUCCUUGGAGCUGGUGGUGACAGGAAUCUACGGGAAACCCAGUCUGUCAGUUCAGCCCAGUCCUGUGGUGAGUGAAGGAAGCCUGCUCACCUUCCAGUGUAUCUCAGGGAAGCAAUAUGACAGGUUUGUUCUGACUAAGGAAGGACCACAGAAGCUCUCCUGGAUGCUGGAUUCAAAGUAUAACCACUCUACUCAGCAGUACCAGGCAAUGUUCUCUGUGGGCCCUGUGACCUCCAGCCAAAGGUGGACAUUCAGGUGCUACAACUUUAACAAGAACAGCCCAUUGCUGUGGUCAGAACCUAGUGAGCCCCUGGAGCUCCUGUUUUCAGGGACCCUCCACAAACCCACCAUCCAGGCUGAGCCAGGAUCUGUGAUCACCUCAGGAAGUCCCAUGGAUAUCUGGUGUCAGGGGACACUGGAUGCAGAAAUCUAUGUUCUGCAUAAAGAUGGAAGCCAAAAACCCUGGGGCAUACAAAUACCUCAGAAACCUGAGAACAAGGCCAAGUUCUCCAUUUCUAAUGUCACAUAUCAACUUGCAGGACAGUAUCACUGUUAUUCUUACAGUUUGGAAGGCUGGUCAGAACGUAGUGAUACUCUGGAACUGGUAGUGACAGGAAUCUACAACAUUAAAUCCCACCUGACAGCCCUGCCCAGCCCUGUGGUGUCCUCAGGAGGGAAAAUGACUCUCCAAUGUGUCUCAAGGGAGAGAUAUGACAAGUUCAUUCUCACAAAGGAAGAUCAGAAGUUCCUCAGUUCCUUGGACUCACAAUAUAUACGCAGUAUUAGGCAAUACCAAACUUUGUUCUCUAUAGAUCGUGUAACACCAGACCACAGAGGGACAUUCAGAUGUUAUGGUUUCUACAAGGAUACUCUACAGUUAUGGUCAGUACCCAGUGAACCCCUGGAAAUACACAUCUCUGGCCUGUCUAAGAAGCCCUCCCUACUGACUCACCAAGGCCAUAUCCUGGAUCCUGGAAAGAGCCUCACCCUGCAGUGUUGCUCUGACAUCAAAUAUGACAGAUUUGCCCUGUACAAAUUGGGGGGAGCUGACUUCAUCCAGCGUGAUGGCCAGUGGACCCAGGCUGGUCUCUCCUUGGCCAACUUCACAUUGGGCCUUGUGAGUAAGUCUACCAGAGGCCAGUACAGAUGCUAUGGUAAACACAACCUCUCCUCUGAGUGGUCAGCCUCCAGUGACCCUCUGGACAUCCUGAUCACAGGGCAGUUUCCUGUCAAGCCUUCCCUCUCAGCAAAGCCUAACUCCACAGUACACUCAGGAGACAAUGUGACCCUGCUGUGCCAAUCAUCAUACAAAGUAGACACUUUCAUUCUGUCCAAGGAGGGAGCAGCCCACCAAUCCCAGCAAUUAAAAGCAAAGUUCCAAGUUUGGGAGUUCCAGGCAGAAUUCUCCAUGAGUGCUGUGACCUCUGACUUCUCAGGCACCUACAGGUGCUAUGGUUCUGAAGACACUUCUCUCUACCUGUUGUCAUAUGCCAGUGCCCCUGUGGAGCUCACUGUCUCAGCCUCAGAAAAACAGGACCACACAGCGGAGAAUCUCAUUAGGAUGGGAUUUGCUGCCAUGAUCUUCAUAGUCCUUGGGAUUCUGGUCUUUGAGGCUUGGUGA